Bemisia tabaci is the source of this 575-nucleotide messenger RNA. The record is from RefSeq and is a predicted model, not a curated record. NCBI's taxonomy places the organism in Eukaryota, Metazoa, Arthropoda, Insecta, Hemiptera, Aleyrodidae.
AUCCUAUGGAGCCUGGGCGAGGUACGGGUAAAGCGCCAUCUGCAGGGGAAGAGGAAAAGUCCAAAAAGUCAACGACAACGGGGACUUCUGGAGAUUCUACAAAGCCUUUGUUGAGCACAAGCGGGGAAUCAACAGAAGUAAGCUCAGGGGCACCCAAGUCUGAGACAGCUACAUUAACAGAAGGUUUCUCCUUCAAGACCGGUGUGGGUGGAGGCUACGGUAAACUGACACUUGAGAAGGACGUAAAGUCCAAACAGCCAGGAGGAUCAACAACUCCAGUCACUGAGCGGCCUUUGCUAAAAGAAGGAGGGAGGCCAUCAGAGGUAACUUCAGGGAAACCACGGAAGUCAGGGAGUGUUCCAUCAACCGCGGAAGGUUUACCCAUCAAGACUGGUGAGGGCAAAGGCUACGGUAAAUUGAGACCUGAAAAGGACGAGACGCCCAAACAGCCAGCAGGAUCGACGACCCCAAUCUCGCAGAGGCCCUUGCUAAAGGAAGGAGGCAGGCCAUCAAAAGAAACUUCAGGGAAACCACAGGAGCCAGGGAGUGUUCCAGUAACCACGGAGGGUUCGUGA